CAGAUCACCUGAUUAUUCAGUAUGGCUCGUGCUCUGCUGCUGUGGUUCUUCUUCACGCUGUCUGGUGUUUUUGCUGGUCGUUUUUUUAACCACGAUAAGCCCUGUUACAAGCCUUUACCACACAGAGAAAAACUCGGCUUCAAGACGGGCCCUCGUCCUCAUGAGUACCUGAAUGUUGCAGAGCUGCCUAAAGCCUGGGACUGGAGGAACGUCAAAGGCACCAACUUCGUCAGCACUACUCGUAAUCAGCACAUCCCUCAGUACUGCGGCUCGUGCUGGGCUCACGGCAGCACCAGUGCACUAGCAGAUCGGAUCAACAUUAAGAGGAAGGCAGCGUGGCCGUCUGCGUACCUCUCUGUUCAGCACAUCAUCGACUGCGCAGACGCCGGGUCCUGUGAGGGGGGGGAUCACUCUGGAGUCUGGGAUUAUGCUAACACUCACGGCGUCCCUGACGAGACCUGCAACAACUACCAGGCCAAAGAUCAGGACUGUUUACCCUUUAACGCGUGUGGGACGUGCACCACAUUCGGUCAGUGUAAUGUGGUGAAGAACUACACUCUAUGGAAGGUGGGGGAUUACGGGAGAGUCAGUGGUCUGGAGAAGAUGAAAGCUGAGAUCUACGCUGGAGGACCAAUCAGCUGUGGUAUCAUGGCGACUCCUAAGCUGGAUGCCUACACUGGUGGUGUGUACUCGGAGUACGUGGAGGAUCCUGGGAUUAACCACAUCGUGUCGGUGGCCGGCUGGGGUGUGGAUGAGAACGGGGUGGAGUUCUGGGUGGUGAGGAACUCUUGGGGAGAGCCGUGGGGGGAGAAGGGCUGGCUGAGGAUCGUCACCAGUGCGUAUAAAGGAGGCAGUGGGAGUCAGUAUAACCUGGCUCUAGAGGAGGACUGCAUGUACGGAGAUCCAAUCAUUACUUCAGACCACAUGUAAAACAUGAAGCUAAUUUAGAGAACGUUCACACAGCAGACAUGAGGAAGUGCUCCAAAUUCUGUUCACCUGUUCACUAAAAUUAGUAAACUAUUAGCUCGAACAGAGACUAAUGUAUUUCUAAAUAAUCAUAUAAUUACUCAACAACACACACUGCAGGUAAUAAUCUGAUGAUGAGUUUAGCAUUUUGUAAUUACCGUUUUAAUUUUAUAAACUUUUUAACUGAACCAGAGUGAAUGCAGGUCUGAGUUAUGAGUUCAGUUUCACUCUUGUGACAUCUAAUGAGCAGGACCUUACCUACAUUUUAAUCCUGAUGAAGUGGAAACUGUGGAAAGGGUGUAUUUAGGAAUGGGCAGCAGCCUCAGCCAUUCUCUACAACAUGACCAGAAACCAUUUAACGCUGCUAUUCAUCUUUCAUUAAUGUCUAAUUAAUGAAUUCAGAACUGUGAUAAUGGUCUAUUAUCUAAAGGAAAAGUGGGGCUAGGCAUUAUGAGGUGUAGACUCUUAGUCUCUGCCCUUCCUGUCAAGAUAGAAAGACUAAACACAGAGACAGAGAAGAGAUUUCAUCUUUUUAAUCAACACAUUUACUCAAUUCAGAAUAUUUCACUUUUUCUUUCUUGUCUGUUCUUUUCCUGUCUUUUUGUAUGGAUGCUAAAUGUAUUUUUUCUGAAUAAAUCUGAAAACAGCAACUGGA
Molecule: messenger RNA, 1621 nt
Organism: Astyanax mexicanus (Mexican tetra)
Lineage: Eukaryota; Metazoa; Chordata; Actinopteri; Characiformes; Acestrorhamphidae
Product: cathepsin Z-like
Exons: 6
Coding region: 22-930 (302 amino acids)
Cellular component (GO): lysosome
Molecular function (GO): cysteine-type endopeptidase activity
Source: RefSeq, a predicted model, not a curated record